UAUAUGAUAUAUAAUAACACUGUACCUAAUACACUUAUAGUUUAAUCUUUAAAUUUUAAAUCUGAGAAAGAGUCAAUUGUAAAUAUUGUUUGAUAUACCUAUUUUUAGUUUUAUGUUAACUUUUACUCCUUAUUUCUACAAAAAUAAUGUCUGAUAAUUUUAAUGUACAAGACAUAAUAGAAUGUUCUGAUGAUGAAAAUUAUGGUUUUAAACAAAAUCAGAUGAAUGAAUGUUAUCCUGAACCAUCUGAAAUUUAUUCAUUGUAUAAAACAUUAGAGUCAUCUAAUGUUGCAUCUUUAAAACUAGAAUGGACUUGUCCUGGACGAAGGGAAUUAACACCUGAUGAUAGUCAAGUAUCUCAGAGUACCACUAAUGAACUUUGUGACAUUGCAGAAUCAUUGGAUCAAUCUGAUUUUGAUUUUCAAGAAGACAUAUCACAUAUGAACUUAAAUCGUAUGGAUGGCAAAAAAGAAUUAAAAGGAAGUGCUAAGAAGAAGACUACUAGUUUAGAUGCUGUUUUAUCAAAUAUGGCUAGACAUCAAAAAUUAGAUAAUAUGCUUGAUGAAAAAUUUGAUUCAUUAUAAAAUAUAAUUUUUCGAGAAGCUGAUAUAUAAACUAGAGAUAUGGAUGUCCAAAGAUAUUUUAAACCAAACGAUAAAAAUACAAAAAAAAGCCGCCUGGG
Messenger RNA from Melanaphis sacchari, 682 nucleotides. RefSeq lists its product as uncharacterized. Lineage: Eukaryota; Metazoa; Arthropoda; Insecta; Hemiptera; Aphididae. The record is from RefSeq and is a predicted model, not a curated record. The coding region runs from base 147 to 584 and encodes 145 amino acids. The transcript is spliced from 4 exons.